GAGAGGGGGAGACGCCGCGAUCUGGCUCGGGGCUGCCGGCGUGGCGUCCUCGUGCGUGCAUCUCUCCGCGGCUCUGGCAGGAGGCGACACCUUUCGUCCGGCGGCCCUGCGAGGAGGAGAGCGCGGGCAGCGAUGCCGCGCUGAACCGUGGCGCUCUCCCGUGCCCCGCUCCGUAGACGCGCGCGUGUGUCCGCGCGCGUGCAUUUCACACACGGCGGUGUGUCAUUCGGAGCGUGCGUCUCAAUAAGCCGCUGCCCGCAGCGCCUCCUCCUUUCCUGAAUUCAAGGAGUUCCCUCCGGCUUGCUGAGCCUGCUCGGGAGUGGGAUUGUAUCGAGAGCGGAGAAGAGGGAGCCCCGCAGCGGAGUGGGGACGCCGGCGAAGGAGAUUUUGCGGCGGAGGCAGCGUCACCCCGGAGCCAGGGGGAGAGGGAGAGCGAGGACCUCGCAGUCGCAGGGCGCCCCGUUCCGACUCGGCGCCGCUUGGGAGGAAUCGCCCUUCUGCCGCCGAGUAUUCCCCCAAAAUGGAUACAGUUCCUCUCCUCUGGGGAUUUCUGCUUCUCUGCUUAGCCGGCUCUGGGGCCAUGGGGCAAGCAGCAGCUCAAUCAUGUGGGGGCCGUUUGAAUUCCAAAGAUGCUGGUUACAUCACUUCACCUGGCUACCCGCAGGACUACCCCUCCCAUCAGAACUGUGAAUGGAUCAUUUAUGCCCCGGAACCCAACCAGAAGAUUAUCCUCAACUUCAACCCUCAUUUUGAAAUUGAGAAACAUGAUUGCAAAUAUGACUUUAUUGAGAUACGAGAUGGGGACAGUGAGACAGCUGACCUUCUGGGCAAGCACUGUGGGAACAUUGCUCCUCCUACUAUCACCUCAUCAGGCCCAUCUCUCCAUAUUAAAUUCACCUCAGACUAUGCCCGUCAAGGUGCUGGCUUCUCUCUGCGCUAUGAGAUCUACAAGACAGGCUCUGAAGAUUGUUCUAGAAACUUCACCAGUUCAAAUGGUACUAUUGAAUCCCCAGGAUUUCCUGAUAAGUAUCCUCAUAAUUUGGAGUGUGUUUUCACCAUCAUGGCCAAGCCAAAGAUGGAGAUCAUCCUUCAGUUUCUAACCUUUGACCUCGAGCAUGACCCCUUGCAAGUUGGGGAAGGAGAUUGCAAAUAUGAUUGGCUGGACAUCUGGGAUGGUAUUCCUCAAGUUGGCCCCUUGAUUGGCAGGUACUGUGGCACAAAAUCUCCUUCAGAGAUCCGUUCAGCUACUGGCAUCUUGUCACUUACAUUUCACACAGAUUUGGCGGUGGCUAAGGAUGGCUUCUCUGCUCGCUAUUAUUUGGUCCAGCAGGAGGUUCCAGAGAACUUCCAGUGCAACAGUCCCCUGGGGAUGGAAUCUGGCCGCAUUUCCAAUGAGCAGAUCACUGCCUCCUCUACGUACUCUGAUGGCAGGUGGACCCCACAGCAGAGCCGACUCAAUAGUGAUGACAAUGGGUGGACUCCUAAUGUGGAUAACAACAAGGAAUUCCUGCAGGUGGAUCUUCGCUUUCUGACAGUGCUGACAGCCAUUGCUACACAGGGUGCCAUCUCCAAAGAAACACAGAAUGGGUACUAUGUUCGGUCAUACAAAUUGGAGGUCAGCACAAACGGCGAGGACUGGAUGAUGUACCGACAUGGCAAAAACCACAAAGUAUUCCAGGCUAACACAGAUGCUUCAGAAGUGGUUCUGAACAAGAUCCAUGCUCCAGUGCUAACUCGGUUUGUGCGAAUCCGCCCUCAGGUUUGGCAUAGUGGAAUUGCCCUCCGACUGGAACUCUAUGGCUGUCGGAUCACAGAUUCACCCUGUUCAAACAUGCUGGGGAUGCUUUCUGGACUGAUCCCAGACUCCCAGAUCUCUGCCUCCUCUACCAGAGAGUAUCACUGGGCCCCCAGUGUAGCACGCCUGGUCAGCAGUCGCUCAGGAUGGUUCCCGCACAUCCCUCAAGCACAGCCUGGAGAGGAGUGGCUGCAGGUUGAUCUGGGAGCUCCAAAGAAUGUGAAAGGGGUGAUCAUUCAAGGGGCCCGAGGUGGUGAUAGUAUCAGUGUGGCAGAGGCCCGUGCUUUUGUGAAGAAAUUUAAAGUGGCCUACAGCAUGGAUGGGAAAGACUGGGAUUCUAUACGGGACCCUAAAACAAUGCAACCGAAGAUAUUUGAAGGAAACAUGCACUAUGAUACACCUGAAGUUCGAAGAUUUGAUCCUGUUACUGCACAGUACAUCAGAGUUCACCCAGAAAGAUGGUCUCCAGCAGGCAUCGGAAUGCGACUAGAAGUGCUCGGGUGUGACUGGACUGAUGUAAAGUCUACUGCGGAGACACUGCAGCCCACUGCAAAGAGUGAGGAGAUCACCACUCAGUUUCCCACUGACGAAGAGGCAACGGAGUGCGGGGACGGCUGCAUAGAGAAUGGAGAUUUCCAGAUCCCAGUGGGAUUCAACUGCAACUUUGAUCUUCCUGGAGACCUUUGUGGUUGGACACAUGAUACAUCUACAGGAUUUACAUGGACUUUCCAUUUUGGAAGCACCUGGACUAGCCAUCUGGGACCAGGCAUUGGGGCCUACCCAGAUGGCAAGAAUUAUCUGAGGUUGCAGAGCAGUGCAAGAAGAGAAAAACAGCAUGCCCGGCUUGUCAGCCCCACAGUCUUUUUGCCCAGAAGUGUUGUGUGCAUGAUAUUCCAGUACCAGGUGUCUGGUGGGAGUGGAACAAUGCUGCAGGUGCGACGGGAAGCAGCACAUGAGAACAAGCCGCUGUGGAUCAUCAGGGAGGACCAAGGGGAUGAGUGGAGAGAAGGCAGGAUUCUUCUGCCUAGCUUUGAUCUAGAGUAUCAGAUUGUGUUUGAGGGAAUCAUAAGCAAAGGACAUUCAGGAGAGAUUGCCAUCGAUGAUGUCCGGAUAGGCACCGAUACAUCCUUGGAAAACUGUAUGGAACCCAUUGCAGCUUUCCCUGGUGAACACACUUUUGAAAUUUCAGUGGAUUUCCCAGCAUUAGAGGAUGAUGUUUCAAUUCACGAGGAAGACUUUGGAGGAGACACUGAAGAUGACUACUUAAGCCAAGCAGAGAAGAACAACACGGUCUUUGCAACCAACUCUCCAAUAACCCCAAAGGUGGAUAAGGAGAAGAACUGGCUGUACACUCUGGACCCCAUUCUGGUCACCAUCAUAGCCAUGAGCUCUCUUGGUGUACUCCUUGGGGCAAUUUGCGCGGGCUUGCUGCUGUAUUGCACCUGCUCCUACACCGGCCUGUCCUCCCGGAGCUCUACCACUCUGGAGAAUUACAACUUUGAGCUUUAUGACGGCAUCAAGCACAAGGUCAAAAUGAACCACCAAAAGUGUUGCUCCGAGGCAUGACUGAUUGCACCAGAAUCGCAUUUGACAUUUCAUUCCAGCAAGAGUGGCUGGUGAAGAUUACUUUUUCUAUGGGAAUGGAAUGCCAUAAUCUUACACAGGCCAGGGCUGGAAUACUGAAGUGGGGAGGGGUUGUGGACAGCCCUGGUAUUUUAAAAAAGAAGAAGAUGAUGAUGAUGGCAGACAAACUUUGAACAAGAGCUGCAAAAACAGUGGCUAAUUGUUUCAUCCUACAAAUUGGGUUGGGAGCAUUUAGAGGAGCUGCUACAUUGUCCUUUUUAUGUCUUGGGUGAGAGAACCCCAUCUGCAAGAGUCAAAAUGUCUGGAUUGCAUUUAGGAAGGGAAGAGCAAAAAGUUGGUAAUUAUUUGCCACUUCCUGAUGCAAAUCCUGAGAACCUUUGAGAGUUUCUCUUCCCCCACCCUCGUUGCACCUCCAUUUUGGUAGCCAUCCUAUCCUUAGAAAUUACACAGAGUCACACACACAAGCCCAGUCCAGCUAUCAUCAUUCAGAUAUACUGCUUGAUUUUAAUCAAUUGCUCUGUCCUGUAGGGAAUCCAAGCUGAGGGAGCUGCAGCUUCUAGGACCCAAAAUGAAAGCAUGUUGUUGCCUUUACCUCUUUUUGAUCAGGGAGGGCCGGGGUCAGGGUGGGAAUUAGGGUUGCAGGUCAAUGGGAGCAGCAGUGGUUUCUUUCCAGAUUACCAAGCAAAAGAGAAAGGCAGCCUGAGGUGUGAAAGUCAGAAGCAGCACCUCCUCAAGAAAAGCUGAAGAGCCUUAAGUGAGUUGUGAAUAAGAGCCAUUUCUUAAAUCCAAAUCUUGGAUUGAAACAGCAGAGGCCUUCACCACAAGGGCUCUUUCUUUUACUUUUUUAUGCCCCUUAAAAAGAAUUCUUGUUCUUUUAUUAUAAGAAAAUUGCAACAAACAAAAGACACAAUUAUAAGGUGCCCAAGAACUCAGGAGAUGGCUUUUUAUAUACUUCAGGAGGAAGACAGGCUGCUAUAUAUAUAUAUAUAUAUAUAUAUAAUUUUUUUUUUGGUUAAUGUGUGGCCACUCUGAUGGGAAAGAAAUAGAGCCAACGGGGUGGUGAAAGAAUAGUUAUCUGGCCCACUGCAGAGUGGUAAUGAUACCUCCAUCCUCCGAUGUGUAAUUUUAUUUUCACAGCUAGUGCUAAGGUCUUAGUUCUGCAAAGACUUACAGUAUGAGCAGCCCAUUGAACAGAUGCACUGACAUGAAGGACAGGAUCCUUGUGCCUCUGGCAGAGGCAGUAGCUCUUUGCAGAUUUAGGCCUUGGGUGGAACCUGACCAUUGCAAUCCUUUGGGUUAAGGCCACAUUGCAGGGUAUCCAGCCUAAGCUGAUACUCUAGUGUGGAUGUUGAGUAAAAGGUCUGUACUAAUUUGUGGCCACUUUCUUAUCCCUUCAGAAUGAUAUAACUUGCUUCUUUGUGAUUCACGAAACUAUUUUCAUUUUUGAAGGGUCUGGUGUGUGUGCGUGUGUAGUUUUUUUAAUCAAGUGCCUUAGAAAAAUAUUUUCCCUUUACUUAGAGAUGUGUGACUUAUCAAAAGACAAGUGAGACAUGCACCCUUUCCUGUUCUUCUUUUCAUCAUCAUCGUCGUCGUCGUCUUUCUUCUUCAUCAUCAUUAUUGGAUCUCUACUGAGUAGAGUUUUGUCCUUUCAAGUGGUCAGAUAUAUUUCUAAUGCUGUUACGAGUACUGCUGUGCCAUGCUUGAGGUGUGUUGCAGACCAGUAAAAGAAAAGUUUACAAAUGCCAAGUUUCAAUUUCUGAUGCCUUUUGUUUCAGCUCUUGGCAGCAAUCUUCAAGCAACAUUCUUAGGAGACAAUAAAGUGACUGAAGUGCAGGAGAGACCUCUAGAUGGGGUCUUCAACAGAAUUUCAAAAUUGGUGGUAGUUUGAGGAGUGAUGCCUGGCAGCCAAGUUCUAAACAUUUACGCUACCAUAAUAUUGCUGAGACGCUAGCUUGAUGUUAUGCGGGCACAGCUGUUGAUAUGCUCUUUCCUAGGCACCUAUCCAGUAGUCCAGUGAGUGCUGAGGGCUGCUUCACAUGUUACACUUUUUCGGCGUGCGCUUUUGAAAGGUAACUUGUGAAUGUAAUAAGUAUUGCCUUUGCAAACGCGUGUGUCAUACACGCACACAAGCAAGGGAGUGAAGGAUUGCUGCUACAGCCUGUCUACUGAGUGGUAAACAGGGUCUGCUGCCAUGUACUGUGUGGAACGGUCCUCCGCGUCGCUUUGCGUGCAUGCUUGCCACACUGAAUGUCCACAGCUUUUGGCAUGUGUGAUGCUCCCCACUAUGUAUGCAAGCGCAUGAACAAAACGCUAAUUUCCAGUAAUGUGCUGAGGACACAAACCAGGACAGCAUUCAGCUUGUUUAAGCCCUUUAAUUUUCAUUGUGUGCUGGGGAAUCCUGGCCAAAGCUUUUCAUGCAUUCCCCAAUGAGCGCAUGAAUAAUAGUAUACAUCCCUGAAAAACAACUUUGACCGUAAAAAAGCAGAACAACUUGGGGAGUCUUGGGCUAGUACUAGACUAGUGCAGACUCAGUUCACACAGGACAACUGGCCCGCAAGCCAGUGGCAUGUGUGAACUGAGUAUAUGCAUGCGUACAGGUCCCAGAAUCCCAUGCAGAAGUUAACAAGGCAGAUGCUCAGGGGAUUCCUCAGCAGGGCUGAUGCUGAAAAGAUUUCCUGAUGGUAGAAUAUGUGAAAAGUGCUGCCUUAAAAACAGCCCUAAUUUUCAGCACCCUAGAAACAGCACCAAAAAAGUGUCCCUUUUUAUAGAUAGAGAGUUAAUGCAUCUAUCUUCAUAUGCCACAUACAAACACACUUCUAUUUUCCUAAUCUUAAGGAAACACAGAGAGUAAUCAUCACAUUUACAGGGUCAUUUUGCAGGCAAAAUUGCUGCUACUGUCAUUAGAAGAAAUGGCCAUGGCUCAGCCAAAGUUAACCACUUUUAAGCCCCAUUGAUUUCAAUGGGAGGGCUAAGCAUGUGCUUGCCUCUGGCUGAAUUGUGUCCCAACUUUAUUUCUCUUAUAUUUGUGUGAAGGAUGAAGGCAGACAGGUUGCAUCUGUAAAGGACACCUGACAGGAGUAAUAGAUAUAUUCAAAGGUAGUAUUGCUGUCUAUAGUAGACAUACAGAGAGUGAGAGUUCGUGUAUACAUAUAUUCCAAUGCAUAUGUGUUUGCGCGUGCUUGUGAGUUCUCUGUAUGUGUUAUCUAUGUGAGUGGUGAUGUGGGACUACUUGUACCUUGAAUCGGAGGCCGGAGGAUGGCAGUGUCCUUGGCGUGAAUUCGGAGGGAGCCUAGUGCGAGCUGCAUGCAGCGAAAGCAGCUCCCUCUCAAACGGUCGCGUGCUGUUGCAUCCACGCUGCAGGCACAGGGCUUGGCUGUGUGUGCUCAGUGAGUGGACCCAGGCCACAAUGCUGCGUAGCUGAUACCUCACUUACCUCUCUGCUGGGUGCUUUACUGUUCUAAUGCAGAAAACUGUGUUUGAUUGUAUUUUUAAACAGGGCGAGGAAAAAAAUUUAUAGGUGAGUAUAUUCAUAUCAAUGCAUCUUCAUCUGCAAAUGUAUGUUACUUGGAUGAUCCAUGUUCUUUGGCAGAUUCCCCUUUUGGAAAUGAGUGGGGAAGGUCCAGCCCAGUGUCACCAAUGCCUUUGUUGAAGUACACGUCGCCCCCACAGCCUUGGGGUCAUCUUAGCCAUGGCCGACAGGAGAGCCACAGUGUAGCUCUCCUUGGUUUUGUAGGGAGGUAUCAACAAGGAAGCACGGGGGUGUAAAAAGAAUCCAUUGGUGGGGAAAAGUGUAUGCAGGAAACAAAAUUUCUCACAUUUUACCAGCUCUAGGUAGUUUGACCAUAUACUGGCUGAGCCAGAACAUGCGGACUUUAAAGCUUUUACUGUGAUUCUUCAGUGUUUAAAGAAAAAACAAACUCAAACUGUGUUUCUAUGAUUUGUAUAAAAGCCUUUUAAAAGUACUAUUUAAUAAACAUUAUC
Molecule: messenger RNA, 7360 nt
Organism: Varanus komodoensis (Komodo dragon)
Lineage: Eukaryota; Metazoa; Chordata; Lepidosauria; Squamata; Varanidae
Gene: NRP2
Product: neuropilin 2
Exons: 17
Coding region: 521-3361 (946 amino acids)
Biological process (GO): vascular endothelial growth factor signaling pathway; angiogenesis; axon guidance
Cellular component (GO): membrane
Molecular function (GO): vascular endothelial growth factor receptor activity; semaphorin receptor activity
Source: RefSeq, a predicted model, not a curated record